GGGGAUCUAAAUACUGUACGUUAUGAAUGCAUUUAAAUAACCAGUUUCAGUAUAACCUCGGUUUUUAUACCGAAAGUGGAGCAUGUGGGCAGAGAAAGGAAAAUGCCACCUGUUACUGAAAAGACUUGGCAAAAUCAGCGGAUAAAUUUACAAGUGGCUUGCUUUAAUCUCUCUUACUUUGAGUUCAGUUAAAGUCUUUUUUCUCUGUCAUAAAAGUAUGUGACACAGGUUUAAUGAAAAAUGCAAAGUAUGCAAUACACCAAACUAGUCGACAGACUGGUUGACUUAAAUAACAAGCUGCUCACAUGUACAAAAAAAAAAAAAAAAAAAAAAUCCUGUCUACAAAAAGAAGGCUGUCAGUUAGAGAAGAGACAGUUUUAUGGUGCAAGUCAUAGUGAUUGGUAUAGCGCUUUAGCUCACUACUUGUAAAAUUACAGCGUUUAUUGCUUAAAUCAUUUAACCAGAGAGGAAGCCUUUGGAUAUUGGAGUGGUAUGGCUGUCUAUCUCACACUCUUGAUCUUUAUCGUGACUCUGCCAACAUCUCAUCUGAACAGCAUUAAAAACUUACUGCAGUUCGAGGACAUGAUUGAGUGCACAGUACCGAACAGUUCACCGCUGCUGGACUAUGCAGACUAUGGCUGCUAUUGUGGUUUAGGUGGAACAGGGACGCCUGUUGACCAGCUCGACCGGUGUUGUUUUACCCAUGAUGCUUGCUAUGGCACAGCAAAGACCCUUCAGUCCUGCUCAUCAGUGUUUGACAGUCCCUACACAAACACGUAUGACUACACGUGUGAUAAGAAUACCAAAACGAUCACGUGUCUGGACAGUAAUGAUGAGUGUGACAUGUUCAUAUGCAGGUGUGACAAGGCUGCAGCGGAGUGUUUUGCUCAAUCACCUUAUAAUGCCUCCAAUAAUCAUCUGCCCUCGAGUGUUUGCAGCUCAGCUUCCAGAGACCAGCAGCUUUCUUACCGCUCUCACUGCAUUCGCAGUCACUCUCACACUCCUAUAACACAACAAAAUACCUUGCAAUAAGUGAAAUGUACAUGCACUGAACAUAACCAUGUUAUUUCUUGUGAUUUUGGUCAUUUAAAACCCUUUUGUAUGCCGACAGCUGUUUUACAUGUACUCAAGCAUUUUGUAACUUUUUCCAAGACUUAUGAAAUUCUCAUGCUUUUUCGAGAAAACUGAAUUCUUCUUGUACCAGCUGUGCAAAUUGCAAACACAUGCUGACGUUCCCAAAGAUGAAAACACAUACACACACACAUGCGUGUUUACUUAGCUAUCUAAAUGGGGACAUUCCAUAAGCAUAAUGGUUUUAUACUGUACAAACUGUAUAUUCUACUGUCCAGCCCUACACCUAAACCUUACCCCUAACAGAAAACUUUCUGCAUUUUUACAGUUUUAAAAAAACUUUAUUUUUAUACUAGUUAAUACUAGUUUAUACUAGUUAUACAAAUGUGGACUUCUGCAAAGGGAGGUUGUUGGUGAUUUUGUCAGGUUUAGCUCACUUUUGUGUACAAAUUUGUCCCCAAAAUAUGGUUUAGUAGGUACACGUAGACAAUCCAUAAACACACUCAACUUGCACAAAACUGUUACAAUCU
This is a messenger RNA of Cyprinus carpio (common carp), 1601 nucleotides long. Its product is annotated as phospholipase A2-like. Lineage: Eukaryota; Metazoa; Chordata; Actinopteri; Cypriniformes; Cyprinidae. Gene Ontology annotation, biological process: phospholipid metabolic process; lipid catabolic process; arachidonate secretion. Gene Ontology annotation, molecular function: phospholipid binding; calcium ion binding. The record is from RefSeq and is a predicted model, not a curated record.